This is a messenger RNA of Hordeum vulgare subsp. vulgare (domesticated barley), 1949 nucleotides long. RefSeq names its product methyl-CpG-binding domain-containing protein 10-like. The record is from RefSeq and is a predicted model, not a curated record. Lineage: Eukaryota; Viridiplantae; Streptophyta; Magnoliopsida; Poales; Poaceae. Gene Ontology annotation, molecular function: DNA binding. The transcript has 3 exons. Bases 143 to 1591 code for a protein of 482 amino acids.
CCCAAAUCGCAGGCAGAGCGAGAGGAACUCAAAUCCAGAGCCCCCUCUCCAACCCUCCCCACCCCUCGCGGAUCCACACUCCUCCCUUGCGGCGGCGGCGAGAGCGGGAACCCAAAACUCGAAACAGCCCCGAGCGGCGAGCAUGGCCAGCGGCGGCGACCACGAGGCGGCGGCGGCGGGCGAGCAGACGCCGCUCAAGAAGGCGGGCGAGGGGGAGCAGGGCGAGGAGCUCCUGGCCCCCUCCGGCUGGACCAAGAAGCUUAAUACCACUCGGGGUGGGAAGUUCGAGGUUGUAUUUAUUACACCAACUGGUGAGCAGGUCAAGAGCAAGAAAGCUCUAACCACAUACCUAAAAGCACACCCUGGAGGCCCUGCGCUUUCAGAGUUCGUCUGGGCAACUGGCAAUACUCCCAGACGGUCCUCGCGUCUAAGUGCAAAGCCUAAGGCUGAGAGCCCGGAAGACCCGAAACCCUCACGCCGAAGUGGAAAGUCUAAGGCUACUGAGAGCCCGGAAGAUGAGAAGCCUGCCAAACGGGGAAAGUCAUCAAGCUCUAACAAAGGCAAAAGGGGAAAACAGGAGGAUGCAGAGGACGCAGAAGCUGAAAGUGGAGAUCAUGCUGAUGCUGAAGAAGCCAAAGGCACUGAAGUGGAGAUGGAAGAUGCUGAAGAAGCCAAAGUCACUGACCUGGACCUGGAGAUGAAAGAAGCUGAGAACGCUCAGGAAGAGAAGAAAGAGGAAGAGGCUGGCAGUUCGGUUGGAGAGAAGAAAGAGGCUGACACUGUUGGUCAGGAAGAGAAGAAAGAGGCUGACACUGUUGCUCAGGAAGAGAAUAAAGAGGCCGGCACUGUUGUUCAGGAAGAGAAGAAAGAGGCCGGCACUGUUGUUCAAGAAGAGAAGAAAGAGGCCGACACUGUUGUUCAAGAAGAGAAGAAAGAGGCCGACACUGUUGUUCAAGAAGACAAGAAAGAGGCUGACACUGUUGCUCAAGAAGAGAAGAAAGAUGCCCCUAUUGCUGAUGCCCCAGAGAAAACUGAUGAAGAUGAGGGCAAGGCGGCUGAAUCUGAUGUAGCUCCCGAGGAGGUUGAGAUGCCUGACCCUGUAUCAGAGAACAAGGAAAACGAGAAGCCAGCUGAAUUUGAAGAAGUCCCCGUGGAGUUUGAGAUGUCUGACCUUGUAUCAGAGAACAAGGAAAACGAGAAGCCAGCUGAAUCCGAAGAAGUCCCUGUGGAGUUUGAGAUGUCUGACCCUGUAUUAGAGCAUGUGGAAGAUGAAAAGCCAGCUGAAUAUGAAGUAGCUGCUGUGGAGGGCGAGAAAAGUGAAAACGGCCUGGCAGUCGAAUCCAUAGUGCCACCUCCAGCAUCUUCAGAGGAGAAGAAAGAAGAGGCAGAUAGCACCAUCAAUCCAGCGACCCCUCCUCCAGCGGAGGUGAAGUCAGAUGCUCCAGCGGCAGAGGCAACAAAAGCCACCGAGAAUCCAGCAGACAACGCUGCUCACAAGGAUGACCAGGGUAACGCCGAAGAACAAUCCACCGCGAACGCCGACAACAACGGACAGAUCCAUCCGGGUGCUUCCACCGUGAAAUGCACCUGAGGGUAGGUUGCCUGGACGACAGGCGAGGCGAGGCGAAACGGGGAACAAACUUGGUCUCUGUGUGCUUAGGAUGGGAUCCCGCAUUUGCUUUGAGGACUGUAAGCGUGUUUAACCCGACAGCGCCCGUAAUUGUAGGCUUCUCUUCUCCGCAUACUUCACAGCUUGUUGUCUUACGAGGUGCUGCAGGGCGGCAGGCUGGCUUAUGUCGCCUUGGUCAUUAUUAUCAUUUGUAACUUGUUAGAGUGCACAUUAAUCUCAGGAGGACACAGACAUAAUACUUAUGCUACUGUUGUUGUAACCUGACCUUUAUGUCCUUUGCAUUGUGUUGUUAUUCAGAAAUAAGCCAUUUUGGCUUGAA